Messenger RNA from Microbotryum saponariae, 1102 nucleotides. NCBI's taxonomy places the organism in Eukaryota, Fungi, Basidiomycota, Microbotryomycetes, Microbotryales, Microbotryaceae. The record is from the annotation of a GenBank genome assembly.
AUGGUACGUGCCACGUUCUGUUGAACACGCCCCCGACUCUGCAGAACAAGCCGGCGUACCUCCCUCGCUCGUCGCGCACGUCACGGCCCACACGCUCGCGAACCAAAACGCGCGCCCACGAACAACAUCCUCGCCCUGCCAGAUCACCCACCCGUAUACACCCUACUGAUACUCACGUGUACGACUCUUUCCCCACAGGGCGUCUCAUUCAGCAUGCUCUUCAACAAGCUCUGGUCGCGCCAAACCGAAGUGCGGAUAUUGAUGUUGGGCCUCGAUUCGGCGUAAGUGGGCCGUGUUGAACUGUCACACUCCUACGGUCAUCCCCCAUGUUCACCCCACUGACGAUCAUCCGUAUUCUUGGUUCAUCCUCACCGCAUCAUCUUUCGUCAUCGCCUGCCUUCCCCCCCGUUCCACCCACCCACAGCGGCAAGACAACAAUUCUCUACCGGAUGCAGAUCGGCGAAGUCGUCACCACGAUCCCGACCAUCGGAUUCAACGUCGAGACCGUGCAGUACAAAAACAUCAAGUUCCAGGUGCGUGCCCACCGUUACUCAACGAAGCGUGCCCCUCCUCGAGGCUGACCUUGCAUCUCGGCGCAACGCGCGUAGGUGUGGGAUCUGGGAGGACAGACGUCGAUCCGGCCGUAUUGGAGAUGUUACUACGCCGAUACCAAGGCCGUCGUCUACGUCGUCGACUCGUCUGAUCGGGAACGGCUCGGCAUCAACAAGGCCGAACUGCUGGCCAUGCUGGCCGAGGACGAACUGGCCGAUGCCAAACUGCUCGUCUUUGCCAACAAGCAGGUCAGUCCGCUCCUCCGACUAGCGUGUUAUUUCCAUGUAUCCUAACCGAGCUCGAUUCGGCUAAUCCAGGACCAGCCGGACGCGUUAACCCCGGCCGAGGUUUCGGAAGGGUUAGGACUGGACACGCUCAAGGAUCGGCAGUGGAGCAUCCACAAGAGUUGCGCGAUCAAGGGCGAAGGGUUAGAGGAAGGCCUCGACUGGUGAGCAACCGUGCCAAACUUGGCGAAAUCCCGAGUCGUGAACACUCACUUGUGAUUGUUUUCCUCCCUGAUAGGCUCGCCACGGCGCUUUCUUCGAAAUGA